Marmota flaviventris (yellow-bellied marmot) is the source of this 900-nucleotide messenger RNA. RefSeq names its product chromosome 3 C8orf74 homolog (gene C3H8orf74). NCBI's taxonomy places the organism in Eukaryota, Metazoa, Chordata, Mammalia, Rodentia, Sciuridae. The record is from RefSeq and is a predicted model, not a curated record.
AUGGCACUCCUAACACCCCAGGGAGUGAAAGAAGUCUUCCAAUUCCAGAAACCUAAAGGCCGGGAGCACCUGCGGAGACUCCUGAACUGGGAAGCGUUUGACGAGUUGAGGGACGCGCGCAGGAGCAUCCUGCUGGACACCAUCUAUGACAGCGUCAUCUUCGCGGUGGGCAAAGGCUUCCCGUGGGUGGAGGUGGUGCAGGUGGUCAAGUUCACGGAAGAGCUGCUCAAGGAAAGCAAAGGCUGCUCCAUCACGGAGGCGGUGACGAUUCUGGGGAGCGAGCUCCGGGACUACCAGAGGCAGUUCAGCACCGCCCACCUGCUGGCCCUCUGCGACUACUUCCACAACACCUUCAUCCGCCACUACCGACUCUACCAGUGCGUCCUGGGCCAGGACCAGGAGGUCAACCUGACGGUCGCCCACCUGGAGGUGUGUGCGCCGCCCGCGCCCCUCCCGCUGGCCGAGGGCACGGACAGGGAGGUGUGGCAUCACGAGCAGCAGCUGGCCGAGCUGCGGAGGGCCGAGGUGCAGAAGCGCACCAACAUGCUGCUCCUGAAGGAGACGCUGAGCCUGGAGCAGGCGCACGUGCUGCAGAAGGCCUUCGGGGGCCAGGUGGUGCCCGCGGGGGCGCCCGCAGAGCCGCACCAGGCCCUGAGGAGAGAGGUUCUGGAGCGCCUGGUCAGCGAGGCCAUCCACAUCCAGAUCAAGUGCCUGCAGGAGCUGCUGCAGUACGAGAUCCAGGUCACGUUUGACAUCCUGGACCUGCGGCUUCAGAGGAAGACCAUGAGUCUCAACGCCCCGCUCCCCUUCCCCCCGCUCCCCGGCAAUCCGGGGCGAGAGGACACUCACCAGAAGCCCAACAAAGGGAACAAGGGAAAGAAAGCUAAAGCGAAGAAGUGA